AUGGAUCAUCUCCUGGCAUCCAUAAAGACUCAUCUGCCUGACUGGCUUCAACAACACUCAGCCGAAUUUGAACAUUUAGUCAAGACGAAUAUAACAAGAUGGAUGGACAUACUUCAUGUCUGGAUUCACGAGUAUAUUGGUAACCAAACAGGAAUCACAUUCAUUGCAAUCGUCACGCUGGUCGUGUCUCUUGCUAUAUUCUUGGGAUUGGGAUUCGUUUCGGGUGCUAUUGGUGGUCGGUUCUCGAAUGUGGAUGUACCUGCUCCUCCUGAGGCCGACUUAGAAUGGUCUGGACAACCACUGUCAAACCCAUCCAUUCAUCACCCUACAGACAAACAAAUCAUAAUAUGCUAUGAUCCUGCUACUGGUCAAAAAUUAGGUGAACGUAGAGCAAUGACACCUACUGAAAUACUCGAAACGGUUGCAAGGGCUCGUCAAGCUCAACGUGAAUAUGCUAAAACCACAUUCAAGAAACGAAGGGCUAUAUUGACUACGCUGUUGGAUUGGGUUGUUGAGAAUCAGGAGCUUGUGUGUCGAGUGACUGCGAGGGAUUCUGGCAAAACUAUCGUGGACGCAAGCUUUGGAGAACUCUUAACAACGUGUGAAAAGCUCCGUUGGACUAUCGCAAACGGCGAAACCGUUCUCGCUCCAGAAUACAGAGGCGGUGGUGGUCUCGUCGUAGCCCACAAAUCAGCCCGAGUCGAAUACACACCCAUCGGUGUCAUGGGGUGUAUUGUAUCUUGGAAUUAUCCAUGUCAUAAUGUCCUAGGUCCUAUCAUCUCUGCACUCAUGGCUGGAAAUGCUUGUGUCGUCAAGGCCUCUGAACAUGUUGCUUGGUCUAGUGCUUACUGGCAGAGCAUUGUGCGGACUGUGCUGAGGAAGCAUGGUAUUGAUGAUGCUCUUGUCGCUAUUGUGAAUGGGUGGUCGGAUGCUGGUGAGGCGUUGAUUGGAUGUGCUGAUAAGAUCACAUUCAUCGGCUCACCAGGUGUUGGAAAACUUGUCAUGCGUAAAGCGUCAGAAACCAUCACACCCGUGGUUCUAGAACUAGGUGGCAAAGAUGCAGCAGUGAUUUGUGAAGACUGUGAUUUCGACCAAGUCGUGCAAAUCGCUAUGCGUGGAACAUUUCAAAAUUGUGGUCAGAAUUGUAUUGGGUUGGAACGCCUUGUCGUUCAUGCAAAGAUUUAUGAUAAAUUCGUGAAUGAGAUGGAGAGACGGAUUAGUGGAUUGAUACAGGGGCCACCGUUGAGUAGCACGAAGGCUGUUGAUUGUGGUGCCAUGACUAUGUCUCAAGCUUCCAAAAACAUUCAGCAUUUGGUCGACGAUGCCGUCAAAUCUGGAGCUAGGCUACUUGUGGGAGGUAAACCUUACAAGUGCCCUUCUUAUCCUUCAGGUCAAUACUUCACUCCAACACUACUAGUAGACGUUACUCCUGACAUGAAGAUUGCCAAAGAAGAAGUCUUUGGUCCCGUCGCAGUAGUCAUGAAAUUCAAAAACGAUGCAGAUGCUAUACGGAUAGUCAAUGCUUGUCCAUUUGGAUUGGGAUCAUCUGUAUUCACGUUGAAUUAUUCUCGCGGUGAAAAGAUCGCAGCUGCAUUACGUACUGGAAUGGCCAAUGUUAAUGACUUUGGAAUUAACUAUCUUUGUCAGUCACUACCAUUCGGUGGAGUCGGAAUAUCAGGUAUAGAUAGAUUCGCAGGUGUAGAGGGAUUACGUGGAAACUGUCACAUUCGUGCUAUAACAAGUGACUACUAUCGAUAUUUCGGUGUUCGCACUGGUAUACCACCAUUACUCCAGUACCCAUUAUCCAAGACUUCGGAUGAAUUCCAAAAGGGUCUUGUUGAAUUCUUGUAUGGUGCUGGAUUGUCGGGCAAGCUGAGAGGUAUUUUUGGAUUGUUGGGUGCUAUGGUAACUGGUAAAGCAUCAACAUGA
Synchytrium microbalum is the source of this 1929-nucleotide messenger RNA. RefSeq lists its product as uncharacterized. The record is from RefSeq and is a predicted model, not a curated record. The transcript is spliced from 7 exons. Gene Ontology annotation, molecular function: aldehyde dehydrogenase (NAD+) activity. The coding region runs from base 1 to 1929 and encodes 642 amino acids. NCBI's taxonomy places the organism in Eukaryota, Fungi, Chytridiomycota, Chytridiomycetes, Synchytriales, Synchytriaceae.